AUCUCGGCCACAGUUUCACUUCCUCUCUGUCGCAUGUCACUUUCCCUAGUCAGAAACACCAAGGCGUCGCGUAGAGCUAGGGUUUCUGCGACUCCAGCCGAGGCGUCUCUUGUCUUCUUCGCGAACUUCGCGAACCCAGCCAACUGUCUUCUUCGCGAAAACGGCCAUCAUACCUGCGGUUGAAGUUUCCGGGGAGCUGUCGACCCACAGUCCGUUCACAAUCAGGUUCCACUCUUCCGUACUUGGAAGAAAAAGAAACAUACUCAGACCUCGGAGCAAAACCCUCUCUCAUGUCUUCAAAGCGUAAAGUUCUUGUCAAGGAGAAGCUGCCGGCGGCUAAAUCGGACAAUGAGCAAAAGAAUAAUGAGGAAAGUCCCUCGCAGCCCAAGCCUGCCCCUCCUCGACCGCAAAAAUCGGCCCCGUCUUUGAAGAAGUUGAAAACAGUGCCAUCCACUUCGUUGAAACAAGUUGAAGUAGAAAAGCUUGGACAUGCCGGAGAGGAGUCAAAGAAGCUGGCAUUCCAGAAGAUAUGGGGCGAUGACGACGAGAUAACCCUUUUGCAGGGUAUAAUUGAUUACUGUGAGAAGGGCAUGGACCCCUUCUCAAAUGUUAGUGCAUUUUAUCAUGAUGUCAAGGGAUUACUUCGGGAAGACUUCACGGAGAGCCAAUUGGCCAACAAGGUUCGGGUUUUUAAGAAGAAGUAUAGGAAUAAUAAGGGGAAGGGCAAGGUUGGAGAGGAUCGGGUGUUUUCGAAUUCUCAUGAGGGGAAAAUUUUUGAGUUGUCGAAGACGAUUUGGGGUGUUGAGAUGCGAGGCAAUGCCACUAGCGGUAGAGAAGAAAUUGGUGUGACUAUUGAGAAUAAGAAGACUGAUGGUGCUGGAAUGUUUGUGGCUCCCCCCUGGUCAAAGUCGGAGGCAUCAAAGUCAAAUGAUUCACAGGAGCUUCUUGAUGACAUAUCGCACAUGUGUAGGAUCGGCUUGGACGAGGGAUCUUUGAAUCAGGGGUUGGCAUUGUUGGAGCCCUCAAAGAGGGCGGAGUUGAAUGAAAGAUGGAGUAAAUUGUUCUGUGCUGAGAUGCAGAUAGUGGCGGAGAGAUGCGCAGUGAUUGAAGAUCAGCUCAAGCUCAUUUUGGAGGCCUAUUAUCGCUCUACUGAGAAGUAGGUUGUGGGCUUCAGGUUUUUUGAUGGGUGGUAUAGCAUUCUAACAAUGCUGUUUUGGGCACCAUGGUUCUGAUGACUUUCGAUCAUUUUGUAUAUCCUUUUUGGGCUCCAGAUUUUUUGAUGGGUGGCAUAGUGUUCUAACAAUGCCUUCGGGAGCUCUAAUCUGAUGUAAAGUUAUAUUAGACGAAUUAGAAGGAUGCAAUUGGAAGUACUGUUAUCCUUGUUCCCUCCAACAUCUGUAAUUUGCUGAUGUUGGUUACUCACCAAUUGCCGUGGUGAUGGAGCUAACCUCUUUUAGGUGCUUAUUAGAUCCAAGAGUUACCGAUUUACAUUUAUUUGCACCUUUUUUUGGGAUGCACGAAGCUUAGCAAAUUACUUA
This is a messenger RNA of Eucalyptus grandis, 1538 nucleotides long. RefSeq names its product probable transcription factor At1g11510. Gene Ontology annotation, biological process: regulation of DNA-templated transcription. NCBI's taxonomy places the organism in Eukaryota, Viridiplantae, Streptophyta, Magnoliopsida, Myrtales, Myrtaceae. The transcript is spliced from 2 exons. The record is from RefSeq and is a predicted model, not a curated record. Bases 291 to 1160 code for a protein of 289 amino acids. Gene Ontology annotation, cellular component: nucleus.